AUGCUAGCUCGCCAUCCGCAACAACGCAGCAAUACCUUCAACAACACCUUCGUCAAUCAACAGCUUCCAUCGCCUGCACCUUCACACUCCAGCUUCUCAGACCAUCUACCCACCACCGCGUCGCCCGACUUCAACCUGCAGAACUACCUCAACACUUUGCCUUACAACUUCGACCAGGAUUCCACCAUUGAACCCUCCAGCGAGACAUCGUUCAUGAACAACUUCGACUAUACCAAUAGCCCCGCCAUCCGGGUCCAGCAGUCGACUCCGGUGCCUCAAUUGCCAGGGGCAUACAGCCAGUCUGGGAAUCUGUACGAGUGGGACAUGUUUAGCAGGCAACAAGGGAACAACAACAACAACAACAACAAUCAUCUGCAGACACCACAGAAACGCGUCCCAGCGUCGCAUCGCCGGGCACCCUCGACAUCGUCGGCCGGAUCAGACUUCAGCUCAGCCUCCAACAACACGUCGGCGAAUGCAUCCGCCACUGUCCGUUACCCCGCUGACGAAUCAACCGCACUCUACUCGAAGCAAACUUCUCUACCUACUCCCACCCAGACACCCACUUCAGAGUCUUUUCUCUCUUCCUCAUAUCAGACCUUCAACUCCCAACCUAACCUUUACACCACAACUGGGAACGCCCACGACGCGAUGAGGAACAUUCUUCAGGAUACCACCAAGUAUGACGACGAUUACUCGGUGUCAAGUUAUGGUCGCAACUCGCCUGCAACGCCACACAACGACGACUUCGAGGAGGUAUCAAGGAUAUCCAAUGGUGAGAAUCCAGUCCAUGAUGACGUCGAUGAUUGGCUUCAGUACUUACAAUUUCCCCCAGAUGUCGCGUCCAACUUCAAGUUUGAAAGUCAAGACAUGUGGAAUAGGCCGAUGAUGGGCAAGUCCCUUGCACGCCCAACACCAAAGCAUCUCUCUCCUCAGCAGUUUCAGUCGAUUGCACGAUCACAGUCACCACAAAUCCAGAAGCCUGCAUCACCUUUCAAGCCGACAUCUACUUACAUGGGCUCGUCUCAUCGCUUGAACGCUUCGCAAUUACGCGAUCAACAGCAACAGUCUGUGGCAGCCGAGGCAAGCUCUGCGAUGCGGAACUACCAGCAGGCGCAGCAACAACCGAAGACGAUAUCUCCGAAGGAAGUGUCUCUCGAUUACGAUAACUCGGAGGAUACCAAGAAUAUGUCCCUGUUUCCCGAGAACGAUUCAGAGUCAUUCGGUCAGCAAUUUAACAGUGGCAACCAAUUUGGUCUCCAACCGUUCGGCAACACAGAACAGGCCUCUUGGAACAUUCCGCGGUCAGGCGAGGCUGACUUCACCACGCCCUCGUCAGCUGCCAACUAUAACUUUAUGGCACCAGUCGUUCCUCAAGGCCUCCCGCAGGUCCAAUUUACCCAACAGCAAUACCGAAGCAUCAGUAACAUGCCACCUGCGCCUGAACCAACCCCAGACUUCCCAGCGCACUUGACUUCCAUGGAGUCAAGCGCCAGCGAGGCUGGUCUGGACAACAGUUUCGAAGACGUCCGUCGACCAGAAAACGUCAACGCAGAUCGGGGCACGUAUUCAUGCACAUAUCAGAAUUGCAGCCAGCGUUUUGAAACCCCACGAGAGCUGCAGAAACAUAAACGUGAAGGACAUCGCCAAAACGUUACACACGGCAGUCCAGGAGUUGGCAGCCAUCUAUCGUCUGCAGAGCUCAUGGAACGGAAUUCACAGGCUGGUCCGCACAUCUGCAAGCGCACAAACCCAUCAACUGGCAAGCCAUGCAACACGGAGUUUUCCAGGCCGUACGACUUGACGAGACACGAGGACACUAUUCACAACAUCCGCAAGCAAAAGGUCAGGUGCGCGCUCUGCAUCGAGGAAAAAACGUUUUCCAGGAAUGACGCGCUCACAAGACAUAUGCGCGUCGUGCAUCCGGAAGUGGACUUUCCCGGCAAGCACCGUCGCCGAGGUGGUGCGCAUGACUGA
This is a messenger RNA of Pseudovirgaria hyperparasitica, 1977 nucleotides long. RefSeq lists its product as uncharacterized. Lineage: Eukaryota; Fungi; Ascomycota; Dothideomycetes; Acrospermales; Acrospermaceae. The transcript has 2 exons. The record is from RefSeq and is a predicted model, not a curated record. Gene Ontology annotation, cellular component: nucleus. Gene Ontology annotation, biological process: regulation of transcription by RNA polymerase II. Bases 1 to 1977 code for a protein of 658 amino acids.